AUGACAUCAAGUAAAAUCACAAUUCUCAGAACAGUACACCAAGUGAGGCAAUGGAGAGCUCAGUUCUUUUUAAAUAACCAAUCAGUUGGGUUUGUUCCAACUAUGGGUGCAUUACAUGCAGGUCAUUGUUCAUUAGUAUCACAGUCGUUGCAAGAAAAUGACAAGACUAUAGUAUCCAUCUUUGUCAAUCCUUCACAGUUUGGGCCAACUGAGGAUUUGGACAAAUACCCUAGAAGUUUGGACCGCGACUUGGAGAUCUUGGAAUCACAGUUCAAGAGUAAACCUGUCGAUGCAAUUUUCGUUCCCAAAGUUACCGAAAUGUACCCUAGUGGUAUUACGCUAGAUGUCGAAAAUCAACGCGGUACCUUUGUCACCGUUCAUGGAUCAAGCGAACAACUUGAGGGGGUUACUCGGCCACAGUUUUUCAGAGGAGUUGCCACUGUUGUCACCAAGCUUUUGAAUAUUGUACAACCCACGAGAAUCUACUUUGGCCAAAAGGAUGCUCAGCAAUGCGUAGUCAUCAAGAACUUGGUAAAAGAUUUGCACAUCCCUACUGAGGUAAGAGUUUUGCCAACUUCAAGAGAAAGUAACGGUUUGGCGAUGUCGUCGAGGAAUGAAUAUUUGUCUCAGGACAUGAAAGAUCGAAGCUCGGUCAUUUACAAAGCCUUGAAAAAUGGAGAAGCAUUCUACGACGAGAGAAGAAACAAAAAGGAAGAAGUCAAAGCAAGUGAAAUUCUUGCUAAAAUAAGAAAAGUCAUUGAAAAGGAGCCUGAUUUUGACAUCGAAUACAUUGCCAUUAGUCAUCCUGAAUUUUUGACUGAUCUUGAAACAGUGAAACCUGGCAUGGGUGCAAUCGUGUCUUGUGCUGUCAAAGUUCCAAAAGAGAAUAGUGACGAAAAGGCGAGAUUGAUAGAUAACAUUGUUUUACAAUAG
Lodderomyces margitis is the source of this 933-nucleotide messenger RNA. RefSeq names its product pantoate--beta-alanine ligase (gene PAN6). Gene Ontology annotation, molecular function: pantoate-beta-alanine ligase activity. Gene Ontology annotation, biological process: pantothenate biosynthetic process. The transcript has a single exon. The record is from RefSeq and is a predicted model, not a curated record. Bases 1 to 933 code for a protein of 310 amino acids. Lineage: Eukaryota; Fungi; Ascomycota; Pichiomycetes; Serinales; Debaryomycetaceae.